AUACAUUUUGGGGCGGGUUAUUGGCGGUAAGCAGGUGCUGAUUGAAACAGAGGUGAAAUUUGUUGCAAAGAAGUGCCGAAGAGAUCGAGUAUGUACAGUUUAAGAAGUGUAAAAUCCGCCAGUAAGUCAAGGGACUCGAGCGCUCAAACCACGAUUGAUUUUCGAAGGAGAAAAAGAGCCUCCACUUCGAUAAAGGAGGGUCAACCCAGUGAAGAUGUACUUGAAGUGAACAAGUCCUCUCCUCCUAAGAGAACUAAGAGCCUCCAGGAGUCAGUAGUCCCACCGCCCACAUUCACCCGUACACCAGUGACCAGACACAGUACUCGUAAGAUGGCUGAGGCCGCUACGAGGUCAACAAGAAGUACAUCAACUCCACAUAGGAAAGCACCACACCCACUAACUGCGUUCAUAUCACCCCUCAAACCGAAUAACACACCAGUCAAAUCACCAGUCAAGCCAUGUGAUCUCACCCCCACCACCACCCCCUGUCAUGUGACUCCUCGGAAAAGCCCAAAAUCCACUGUUAGACGUCUACGCUUCACCGAGUCUUCAUCAGCGUACGAGGUCAAAAGGUCACUCCACAACAGUCGUCCUGAGUCACUAUUGUGUCGUGAUGACCAACUCUCGUCUCUCAACUCAUUCAUGACCUCUCAUCUACACAAGGGAACCUCCGGAGCACUCUAUAUAUCUGGGGCCCCUGGUACUGGGAAAACUGCUUGUCUUAGUACGGUGCUUGAGAAGUCGUGUGAUCUUAUUGACCACACCCACAUUGUGACAAUCAACUGCAUGAGCGUGGAACAACCGCAGGCCAUCUACUCCCGUAUUGCAACUGCCCUGCUGGGGUCAAAGGUCGGCAAAACAAAGAGCUCCUCAGUCCUCCAACAAGAACUAGUGAAACACAUCACAAAACACAGAACUCUGAUAGUGCUGGAUGAGGUGGACCAGUUGGACUGUAGGGGUCAAGAAGUGCUCUAUACCAUAUUUGAAUGGCCUGCUCUACCUGGAUCUAAACUACUGCUCAUUGGUAUAGCCAAUGCUCUGGAUCUGACGGAUCGUGUGUUGCCACGGUUACAAUCUCAUGUCCGUUGUAAGCCACAACUGCUACACUUCCCGCCCUACAACAGAGAACAGAUUGUCACCAUCCUCCAGAGUCGAGUGGGCGGGGCUGGACUUAUUGAACCAAUGGCUGUGCAGUUCUGUGCUCGUAAAGUGGCCUCAGUUCAUGGUGAUGUGAGAAAGGCUCUCGAUAUCUGCAGACGUGCUAUUGAGAAGGCAGAACUGGACAAGGAGAAUGAAGCCACACCCCUUCCCCUACGUAUCACGCUACGUCAUGUUGCUGAUGUCAUCGCUGAGGUGUAUGGAUCAGGAGUCAGUGUGGGGGAAACCACUUUCCCCUUACAACAGAAGCUGGCUGUGUGUACUCUGCUGUGUAUGGUGCGAGGUAGAGCUAGGAAGGAGACCAGCCUGGGCAAACUGUAUGACUCUUAUGUCAAGGUGUGUCGUCACCGUCGGUUACGCAGUGAGGGGGAGAGUGUGUUUGUGGGUCUGUGUGAUAUGUUAGAGACUCGAGGGAUUAUUGUUACCAAGACAACCAAGGAUAGGAGAGACAGCAAGGUAACUCUGAAGUUGGAGGAGGCAGAGUUGGAGCAUAUCCUACAGGACAAGCUGCUCAUCACUUCAGUGCUAGAGCAUGGCGUACCUCGGCCAGCGUAGGAACUACCAGUGUGCUCAGCCUACCUUCCUUUUUAACCUGUU
Molecule: messenger RNA, 1755 nt
Organism: Halichondria panicea
Lineage: Eukaryota; Metazoa; Porifera; Demospongiae; Suberitida; Halichondriidae
Product: cell division control protein 6 homolog
Exons: 11
Coding region: 91-1713 (540 amino acids)
Biological process (GO): cell division; DNA replication initiation; mitotic DNA replication checkpoint signaling
Cellular component (GO): nucleus
Molecular function (GO): ATP hydrolysis activity; DNA replication origin binding
Source: RefSeq, a predicted model, not a curated record